CCUCUCUCAGUCUCAAAAUCAUUUUAUCUCCUUCCCUUUUUAUAUUUAUAUAUUUAUUUAUUUUUUUAUUCAAAAAAAAUAUCCAUAUAAUAUUUCCCCACAUUUUUUCUCCUGUUUUUUUUUCUCUUCUCGAAGAAUUUACGAAAUUCCUAUCAACGAUUGAAAAUUCCCAGGAUAAAAAAUGAGCGAGCAAAAAGUCAAAGACACAUACGGCGGACCACGACACAAAGUCGAAUAUGAUCGACUACGGGCUCAACACGAACUGGUCAAGGCGGAAAUGGGAGGAAAACUCCUCCUCUGCCCCGCCGACCUGUCACGGCCCGACUUGCGGGUCUUGGAUUCUGCCACAGCCGAGGGUACCUGGCUGGUUGACCUCGCAACGACGGUCCCUUCCAGCGCAACACUAAUUGGCACGGACAUUUCUGCCCAGCAUUUCCUCCCGCCGGCGGACCGACCGGCCAAUGUCGAACUAAGUCUCCACUCCAUCUUUGACACUUGGCCGGCCCACUUGCAAGAGUACUUUGACGUGGCUCAUCAGCGGUUCGUCCUGUCAGUCUGUCCCAAUGACGACGCCGGCGUUGACGCGGUGAAGAAGCUCUUCGCGUGCGUCAAGCCAGGCGGCUGGAUCGAGUUGCACGAGGGUGACAUGCAGUCCAUCCGAGAGGGCCCAGAGCAUGCAGCGUUCACGCGCUUCCGAGAUGUCAUGGUUCGCGCGUGGGGCGCCAUUGGAAAUAGACCGCGGCCGGCCGAGCACCUUGUUGAAUGGCUACAGAAGGCAGGUGCUGUGGAUGUCCAAGAACACGUGCAGACCAUCAAGGUGGGCGCUGCGUCGGAGGACAGAGAGCAGGGCCAACGGGCGGUCGACAUGCUCUUGUUUCUCUCGGAUGCGAUGAAGAAGAUGCUGGCCGACAAGCCUGGGCACCCUUCGGCGGAGGAGUUUGACCAAUUAAAGGUCGACCUGGAGAAAGAGAUGAAUACAGUGGGCAAUGUUUACCACUACCGUCUGGCCUUUGGUCGCAAGGUCUCGCAGAAAUAGAAUCGUUCAAUUUUGUCAGGAUGAAUGUUCCACCUGUUAGAAACGUAGAAGUUUAUACCCUUUAAAAAGACUAUACUGGGAAAAUCCAAAAUAAAAUAACAUAGCAGACAUUUCCGCGAUCAAUAACGUCGACUUUCCACAAGGACAUGCCUGGGAGACAAUUUUCAAAUAAUGCUUCUAAAUCCUAAAUAUUCUGCCCUUCUGGCAAUAUCACAAUGACUUUUUUGAAGGCAUGCCUAUUCCCGCAUACCAGCUGGCUAUCCCUUUCAUGGAAUAGCUACGUCGCGCUCGGACUGAUGGUUCGGCGGCACGGAUCCUUUUUCGUCUGGCUGGAUUGUCUCUGGAAUUGCCUCC
This is a messenger RNA of Xylona heveae TC161, 1390 nucleotides long. Its product is annotated as S-adenosyl-L-methionine-dependent methyltransferase. The record is from RefSeq and is a predicted model, not a curated record. Lineage: Eukaryota; Fungi; Ascomycota; Xylonomycetes; Xylonales; Xylonaceae. The transcript has 2 exons. The coding region runs from base 182 to 1036 and encodes 284 amino acids.